Hyposmocoma kahamanoa is the source of this 5149-nucleotide messenger RNA. RefSeq lists its product as uncharacterized. The transcript is spliced from 13 exons. Gene Ontology annotation, cellular component: cytoskeleton. NCBI's taxonomy places the organism in Eukaryota, Metazoa, Arthropoda, Insecta, Lepidoptera, Cosmopterigidae. Gene Ontology annotation, biological process: signal transduction. The coding region runs from base 76 to 5064 and encodes 1662 amino acids. The record is from RefSeq and is a predicted model, not a curated record. Gene Ontology annotation, molecular function: protein binding.
AGUCCUAAACUCGCUCCGAGUCCAAGGCCAAACCCGAGCCCAAAUUUUGGGUCUCGCCCGACUGGUAGUCCUUGCAUGAGCGAUGGAGCGUCUAGUUCCAACAGUCCCAAGUUGGGUGCCAAUAGCCCCAAGCUGGGCGCCAGUCCCAAGUACGGGAGCCCACGAUUGGGCGGCAGUCCAAGGCCGAAUCGUACCGCGGUAGAGGACGAGGCUGCGCUAGAGAGACUUCAGGUGGAACUCAAGGAAGGCUGGACGGUGCACACGGGGAGAGAUGGCAGACUGUAUUAUUGCAAUCACGUGACGAGAACAGCGAGCUGGCUUCCGCCGGCCGAGAGCUGGCCGUCGUCAAGUCGAAAUGGCAGCGGUAGUAGUUCGCAGGAACCUGAGGAUUACGAAGACUUGCCCUUUGGCUGGGAGCAGGCACUCGAUAUUAGAGGGAAGUCAUAUUACAUCAACCAUGUCAACAAGACUACAACGUACGUGGCUCCAGAGGGCUGUUCGUGUGAGUCUCCCCCCGCACCCCGCGAUGUGGUGUUGGAAAGGGACCCAGAGCUCGGCUUCGGGUUCGUCGCGGGCUCGGAGAAGCCUGUACUGGUGCGAUUUGUUACUGACAACUCGCCUAGUGUUGGCAAGCUGGAACCAGGAGAUCAGAUUGUCUGCGUGAACGGUGAAGAUGUCAGCAUGGCAGCGCGGGAGCACGUCAUUUCAGCCGUUCGUGCUUGCGCCGAACGUGUGACGCUCAGAGUAUGCCAGCCAGCAAGAAGUGGCAACCCUACCAGAAGAUCGGCGAUGUUGUCAGCGGCGAAAAGAGCCAGGUUGAGAUCCAGACCUCCAAGAGUCCGGUUUGCUGAUUCUGUGCAGUUAAAUGGGGCUCCCAUGUAUCCGCCAUCUGCCUUCUCCCUCGGAGAUCUAUGCCUACCGCCAAUGGCGAACGUCUUGAAGGUUUUCUUGGAGAACGGCCAGACAAAAUCGUUCAAAUACGAUACGACAACUACAGUGGCGGACGUCGUAACCAGUUUGAAGGAGAAGCUUUAUAUCACUGCAGAGGAGCACUUCAGUCUGGUUGUGGAACACGUGAAGAGCGUUAGAAGAAAUAAGUUGACGCUUCUGGACCCAAAGGAGUUGCUGGCAAGGAUCGCAGCUCGUCCAGGUUCUCACAAAAUGCGUUGUCUGUACCGCGUAGUCUUCAUGCCGACCUCAGCAGCAGAACUGGCCCAAAGAGAUCUCGCAGCCUUAGACUAUCUCUACCUACAAUGCUGCAAUGACGUGGCCCAAGACCGAUUCGCUCCAGAACUGCAGCCCGAUGUCGCCUUGAGGUUAGCUGCGUUGCACAUGCAUCAACAUGCUUUGGCGAAUAACGUGUCUCCUGGGAAGUUGACUGUUAAAGCUGUUGAGCAAGAGUUUGGUCUAGAGCGCUUCGUGCCUUGCAGCCUUCUCGAAAGCAUGAAACGCAAAGAGCUUCGUCGUCUCAUCGCACACUUUCUGAAGCUCAAUUUGCAAAUGACUGGCAGUCAGAAACAGUUGUCUCAGUUACAGGCAAAACUUCAUUACCUUGACAUUGUGGGUGGGCUGCCAAGCUACGGGGCCAAGUGCUUCAGCAGUACAAGACCUGAACGGGUGUUGCUGGUCUCACCCAGGUUCGGUCUCAGUCAGAUCGUCGGCCGGAGCAGCUCUGUGCCGCAAUCAAUUGCCUCGUUAGAAGAAGUAGAAGGCAUCAGAGUGAAGAGCGAGUGUCCAGGCAGCGCUGACGUCGCCAUUUUCUUGCAACGAGAUCGCGUCUUAGCUCUCUUGAUGGACGAGAGAGACGCCGCUGAGAUGCCCUUGGUUAUAGCUGGGUAUUACCGUCUUGCUACUGGACAAGAGCUGAAUGUUGAACAGGAAAGAGAGCCUUUGACUGAAGAUAUAGCUCCACCGUACCUGUCGCAGCACAACGUGAUCCCAGCUAAGUGGAGCUACCUGCACCAUGACGAUCCUCUUAAUCUCACAAAGAAACACUUCGCAAUCUUCACAAUGCCUCCGCCAUAUCAUUCUACACCAGAUCAGAAAUCCCUAGACACCAAUAUGAACUCAAGCAUCACUAACAGAAACCACAGCAAUAACAGCAGUCCAUUGAUUGGUUAUGACUCUAAUCACGGAUUAUUAGGUCAUGAUAUCCAUUUCGAAAAAUGUAAAAGAAACGAAGAUUUUAGGCUGUUCGAUCCUAACGAUUCUUGCUACUUAGACGACGGUAUGGGAUUCGAUCUUCAUAGCGUUCUGUCUAUGGAACUCUUAGAGAAUGCGGCGAACCCAAAACUUGUAGAGGCCAAGAACGACGAGGUGUUACGACGAGUGGCAGAAAUGCAGAAGUUAGUUGAAAACUCCGAACAAUAUUUGACUGAAAACUGUGAUGCUUACACUGAAGACUAUAAUGGAGUGAUGAGAGAUGAACUGGUUGGAAAAGAAACAUGUGUGGAUCAGUUAGAAAGUGAUACGGAGUCCAAUAACAGUCGGAUGUCCGCAGCUGAUGAUACACCUGGUAUCCUCAAGCACAGCGAUUCGUUGUUGCUACUUACGGAAACUAUUAACCAAGGGCUAAAUGGCCUUAGUAUUCCAGAAGGGGAGAAAGACAAUAACGCUAGUCUAAUCAAUAGACAGUCUCAAGGACUCAGCGCUAUAUUGAAUAACUGUGGUUUGACCGAAGCUUUACUAGCUUUGAAUAACGAUCUCCACUCUGAAAGUGACAACGAUUCACUGUACACGCCCACGAACAGUCCUAUACGAAAACACCAAAACAAAUCUUCCAAUAAUAAGAUAGCUAGAACAAGUUUUGGGUUGCAUAGUCCUGAUGCUACUUUAGAUGCUAAGGAAUCUAACUUAAAAGAAUAUUUGAAACAGCUCAGAGAAAAAAGCAGCAAAGAAGAUUCGAGGCCUGCAGAUUUCCCAUAUUACUACCAAGAAACUAUAGUAGAUAACGACCCCGAGCUUAUAGAUUUAACAUUGAUACCGCCCCCGCAAACCCCAGAUGAAUUAGAUAGUGCAACACAAGUGCCUCAAAUAUUACCCGUCGUACCGCCAUCGUUCGCUGACGACAAGGUAAAUUCACAAGAAAACUUAUGUAAAACCCCAAAAGCCAACGAUCUUGAAGAAUUUAUCGCAAAUGUUACUGUUCAGCCACCCACCGUAAAAGUAACACCCGCCAUAGAACUCACUCCUGAAGAAAUCAUGUCAUACAUCAUUCCACCACCGCCGGGGUCAAACUCCUCCACAUUAGAUAGAGAACCAGUCAGUUACGUGAAUCAAAGCCAAAUUCUUGAAGCGCAGAAAGAAAGAGAAAGGAAUAAUAUAAACGUGAAACCUUCCAAUGGUGAUGUAGUUAAAGGAACGCUUAGUGUGAGUGAGAUUAGGAAUAUGUUUGCAGCUAAGAGUUUAAGCGAAGCUAGAAAUAGUCUACUGUUAAGGGAUAAGAAUAAAACUCAAGCUCCAGCAAAAUGUGAUUCGCCAAAAGGUAAAAGAAAAAGCAUAACAGAAAAACAGUCAAAUGGCAGUGCACACGUUAUAGAGUACCCUACAGUUGAAAGAAAAGGUAUGUUUUCAUGUUGUAGUAAAGACAAAAGUAAAAAUGAUGACACUAGUGAUGAAUCGGAGAAAAUUGAGAGUCAAAUCCAAAACUCCGAUUCAAUGCCUGACGUCUGUGAGAUACGGCCGCCUCCUAGAAGAAAAAACGAGCCCAGAAAACCACCUGAACGACCCCCAAAAAAUCCACCCACACCUGCACCGAGACCCCGAUCAAAUUCAUUCACAUGCCUGAACAAUGAACUGACCGUUGUCGAAAUCACCAAUAACCAUUUCAGUACGUUAAACAACAGGAAGUUGAACUACAAAGUAGUUUGUGACAUCAACGAGCAAGGAGUUCCAGGUCCACCUCAGUUGCCUCCUCGGUUAGAGAACAGAGUUCUGUCACCUCCCCCUCCGUUACUCCUACCUCCAAAAAAACCUCCAUUACCUCCAGUUCCAAGCAUCGAAGUCUUACGGUUAAAAACUUCGCAGAAACAAUCACCAACUCGCAACCCUGAGCAGCGAUUGGCGAGCAUUGGUUCACCACACUUCCAGAGAAACCUAAAUACUUACCGAAACCUGGAAAACGAAAAUCGAUUAACAGACGAUGAAUCGCACAAUAUCAGGGCUACACAAAACUACAGCUCAAUGACUCUUCAGAACCGUCACGUGCGAUCAAACUCUGAAACGAAAGCCACAAUAUUGAAGAAUAAAGAUAUGUCAACGGCGCUAUCUCUCUGUUCUCCUCAAACGAACAGACGGUUUAGCAAUCGACCUGACAUUUUAAACGGUGCUCCUGGAAGUGAUCAGCGUGUCUUCAGUCCUCCUUUAUCGGAGCGCAAAGCUUUUAGAAGAGACAGUGCGACUCUUACUCCGAAGGUGAACCACGUGAGGUUCAAGGAUGAAGUAGUCGACCCUGACAUUCCAACACCCCCUUCGCCUCCGACAGUGAAGUUCCCCGAGUUCCAACCUGGUAACAACGGGCAUGUAUCGAUAGAGAACUUGCUGUGUAAGACGGAAGUGGCUGUGGAGGGUCUGCUGCAGAGACUGCACCAAGUUGCGCAAAAAUGUUCACAUCAACAUGCUCACGGUGGCGGAGAAGAUAUUGAUGAAGUAAAAUUUCAACGCGCACGCACCGAGCUAACGACAUGCGCAGUGUCACUGGUGGGUGCAUCACGAACUCUCGUCGGAGCCUUGGGAAGCGGUAAAGGCAGCAACGCACCUUCUGCUCUGGCAGACUGUCUAACGCCGUUACGACGGUUGUCAGAUUUAGCCCAGGCUUUAGGCAGACACACAUCAGCGCCACUCCAAACAAGAAACCUGGUGCUACGCGUGCAUGACGUCACAGCAGCUUUUAAAGACUUGGCUGGAGCAGAAAUGGCACAGAUCAUACACGAGCACAACGCCAAGAAAGACCAAAACCACGGCCAAGAAGAUUCCACCCUUGAAGGGCAAUUAGCUUUAAGAGCUGAAUGCUUAGCAAAUGUUCUAGCUACUUUACUAAGAAGUUUGAGGGUAUUUUCUCCGUAAUGGCACGCGCCAACUUUUGGCUUAGAUAACUUGUAAAUGGCUGCUUAACCAUAUAUUAUUUAAAAAAAACUAUAUACUAAACUGU